This is a messenger RNA of Dicrocoelium dendriticum, 1096 nucleotides long. The record is from the annotation of a GenBank genome assembly. NCBI's taxonomy places the organism in Eukaryota, Metazoa, Platyhelminthes, Trematoda, Plagiorchiida, Dicrocoeliidae.
AUGAAUUCGGACGGCCGUCUUCGGGAGUCCCCCGUGGCCACUUCACGGGCGUUCGUACUGCUUUUUGACCCAGAGCUACGUACUUGGGUUCCUAGUGGCGGCACCCGGGCAAUUGCAUGGAUCCAAAUACUACAGCAAAAUGGAACAGAGGCUUAUCGCAUCGUCGGAUGGCGUCAACCAGAUAAUCAGGUCCACGUUGGGCGCAUUAACCAAACCUACUUGCCCGCACAACAUUCAGGUUCUGUUGCACGACGUCUGUCAGAAGAUCGUAGCUAUCCGCAUCCUGGUGCUCAUCCUGAAUCUCUCCGUCCGAACGAAGCGCAUGACCCUACCGUGGCGGAUUCAACAACACUGGCAUUCACCCGGGCGGAACUGGACCUGCUGAGGCGCGAGAUUAUCGCAGAGCUUCGUCGUGAGGUGUUACUGGCGAAGCACGAAAUUUUAGACAGUAUUCGCCUCCAAAAGUUAUGACUUCUACUCUUCAAACAUCGAGGAUUCCUCAGGACGCUCACAUCACAGACCCGCCGCUGCCGCCGCCACCACCACAACCAUCCAGCAGAAUCUGCGACUGUUGACUUUGCGUUGACUUCAGUUCAUUCCGUUGGUUUCCCAACGACGAUCUCACCACCCUUCCCUCACUUUGGCGCAUUUGCUGUUCGUGUCUACAUACGAUGUUUAUCGUCCGGUCUUACCACCAAGGUUUCCGUUAGCCCUCUAUAUUUAUCCGUUCGAUACCAAGGUGUCUAUCUGUUCGAUAUCACCCGCCUCCGGCCCAGUGCAUUCAGUCCUUUCAGGUCCGCUUGUUGUGUAUGUCUUCCAGUGACCAUGUCUAGAUGUGUUCUCUUUCACCCGCCUGACUGUCAUCCAGUGCUUAGGAAAACUUGUAGUUUUGUUCUUUUAUUGAUUUUUCAAUUUCUUUUUUGUUUUUCUCCGAUGUUGAGUCGCCCACUUCUCAUUCGCACCCGUCUCAUUCCAAGUCCGCUUGGACUCCGAGUCCUCACUCCACCCGUCACCUAUGUCUCACAUGGUCUCCACUCAUUUCUGUCUGUUAGCUGUCUUAUAAUGCAUAUAUGAUGAUGAUGUGAAAUGGGACGUC